Purpureocillium takamizusanense is the source of this 3821-nucleotide messenger RNA. RefSeq names its product Fungal specific transcription factor. Gene Ontology annotation, biological process: DNA-templated transcription. Bases 1201 to 3381 code for a protein of 726 amino acids. Gene Ontology annotation, molecular function: DNA binding; zinc ion binding. NCBI's taxonomy places the organism in Eukaryota, Fungi, Ascomycota, Sordariomycetes, Hypocreales, Ophiocordycipitaceae. The record is from RefSeq and is a predicted model, not a curated record. Gene Ontology annotation, cellular component: nucleus. The transcript has 3 exons.
CACCACGCCGCCGCCAAACCGCGAAAAAAAAGCACAUGUCACCCUCACUGCUGGCGCCGCCGGGGUGAGUGCUCUGCCUGUUUUGUUCCUUCUUUUUCAACACUCGCGCCGCCAUUGGUAGUCGGCCGCGACACCACGACAGGCUGUAAAAAAACCCUCUCUCGGCCAUCCUGGCUCUUCGCGCCUCCCUCUCCUUUUCUUACCCUCCCUCCCUCCGUCCCUCCCUCCUCCUCGUUCUCUCCCUCCUCUCGCCUGAUAAGACACACGUCUGCGCCUCGCACACCGCAACGGGCCAGGCCACUUGCAGGCCCCAUUAUCCCGCGCUGCAGAUUCCAUCGCCUCCCGUCUCGGCUCCCCUGCCGUAGUUGACAUCGUCACGCCGCUCUCUCGCCGCCGCCACUGCCCCAUGCGUCUAUAAACCGUGUCAUCUACUACUACUACUUCUACUACUACUACCAGACGGGACCCUCCGCCAGACCAUCCAAGGGACGACAACCACCUCCAGCUCAAUGACGCCGAUAACCCACGGUUAUCUCAUCCUGGCCGCCGUCGUGACUUGACUCCUGACUUGCGACAACCGCGGGAAUCCAAGGAUCCUGCCUGCUCACUCACUUGCGCCCUUGCCGCUCGUCCACAGCCCCAUAUCAUAGGGCGCGGCCUCGACAACACGUUUGCUCAAGCAAGUCAGGCUUGUCUUGUCAAAUCGACCCCGGCGGCCAGGCCAGACCCCGGACAGCCGCCUCUUUUUUUUCUCCAUUUAUAAUACAUAGUCACAACCACUCAAGCACAGCUUUCCCCACGGGAUAGUCUCGUCUCGUCUUAUCGGCGCCCUUUUCGAUCCACGUAUAGCAAUCCUCCGUUGUCGGCCUGAUAACGGCGCCCAGAAGCUAGCCUCCCCGGUUACUGGAACCUCUUCUGGAUUGGUGCUCUACUGUAUCCUGCAGUCGUGCCAACUGCUUGACGCGUUUCUAUCCUGGUUGGCCCGACCUCCUUACCUACAUCUGCAAGCCGAUAGGAGGCUCUCGCACCGCUGACAGCCGUUGAUCCCCUCGACCCGCGCCAGACCACCGGGAAACCGGAGCGUCUGGGGUAACCGGCCUGCUCUGCCACCCCCGUCCCCUCCCGACGGAAGCUGGGGCUCUGGCGUCUCCCGACGCCAUCACACGGCCAUCGUCCUGUGCGCAUUCGCGUGGCUCGCCUAUGCUGCUACCAUCAAUGGCGCACAACGCAACUGUCCAACGCACGGCGCCCAUAGCCAUCGCGCCCAAGCCGCCUCGGCCUGAGCAGCCGCCCCAGCGCCAGGAUAGCCUGCACCGCUUUGAAAUAGGCCCGGCCAGCCUGCAGACUGCCGAGUCCACGUCCUUCUCCGGAUCCGUGGCCCCACCCUGCCAGGCCUGCCGCUUCUCUGGCACCAAGUGUGUGCUCGGCGAUGAUGAAGAUGGCUGUGUGCCCUGUCAGACCAACGGCUCCGAGUGCUCAUUGUCUUCGAGUCCGCAGUCUCGAAAAAGGAAACUGAACGGCGACUCAUCCAACGACGCAGGACUAGGGAAGCGAAGUUCCCCUGGCAUAUCUGCCCGGCGACUUCAAAACUCGAGCCUCUCGAGCACUGCGGCUAGCAGCUCCUUCCUCGAGGACAUGGCCAAUGUCGGCGGCCCGACGAUGCUCAAGCGGACCUUGGGCCUCCAGAAUGACCGGUACAGCCAGUACAUUGGUCCAACAACCGACUUUGAGCCGUCUCUCAUCAACCUGUCCACCUUUGACCCCCAGGACGAGAGUCUGCUGUCUAGGGGCACUCUCCGCAAGGUCAGCGAUACCGACACAUUCUUGAUGUUACCGGACCACGCCACGCCGGGCUUCGAGCACAUCAUCCAGGACGCCGACGCCAUAGAGGCCGUCGUCGCACCCCAUGGACGGAAAUUGAUCGACUUGUACUUCCGGAUCGUCCAUCCAGCCUUUCCGAUCAUCCAGAAGCACGUGUUUCUGGAAAAGUACGAGCGGUCGCAUCGAGAAUUCUCGCCUCCGAUCUUGGCUGCUGUCUACAUUCUGGCCAUCAAUUGGUGGGAGCAGAGUGAUGACUUGUCCCCCCUGCCUCGGCCAAAUGUGCAAGAGCUCGAGAGGUUGAUUCGGCAGACACUGGCAGACGCCAUGAACCGGCCAAAGCUGUCAACCAUCCAGGCCGGCCUUUUGCUGUCGCAACGUCCCGAGGGCGAUCAGUGGGCGCCGACUGCGCAGCUCGUUGCCAUCGGGCAGGAGCUCGGACUGCACCUGGACUGUUCGAACUGGAAGAUCCCACCGUGGGAGAAGGGCCUGAGGCGGAGACUUGCUUGGGCGUUGUACAUGCAGGACAAGUGGGGUGCUCUCGUCCACGGUCGCCCAUCGCAUAUCUGCUUGUCGAACUGGGGGGUCCGACCUCUCUCAGCCAACGACUUCCCCGACGUCGAGUGGGAUGAGAACGACCAGGACGAGAAGGAAGACGUUGAGCGGGGACGGCUCCUGUUCACUCGGGUGGUGCAGCUCUCGGGCAUCCUGGCCGAGAUCCUCGAGACGUUUUACACGCUGCAGUCGACCACCACGAUCUCCGAGGCGGGCCAGCAGGGGACCCACCUGGUGCUGUCCAUGGCCAAGCCCGUGCAGCUGAAGCUCAAGGAAUGGUACGGCGGGCUGCCGGCCACGCUCCGCCUCGAGCCGUACUCGAGCAGCAGCUACUCGCCGUCACGGGCAACGACGACGAGCAGGCUGUCGAGCAUCGGCUACCUCCACCUGGCAUAUUUUGCCACGGAAAUCACACUCCACCGGCGAAUCAUUCGGUCGCUGGCGUCCAACUCGUCUGGGGUGGACCCCUAUGUUCAGCACAUCUGCCGCAGCGCGGCCAAGGCGCGCCUCAUCUCGGCCAUGGACUUUGUGAACCGGUUGACGCCCAGUCACCUGAGCUCUUUCUGGUACUUUGCAUCCAAGACAAACUUUGCCCUCAUCGGCACGUUUGGCUCGCUGCUGUGGGCGACGUCGCCCGGCCGAGAAGAGGCCGACUGGUACCGGAGGCGGCUGGGCGAGUAUCGGUGGACGCUGUCGGUGAGCUCGAAGCCGGGCGAAAACAGGAACCUGACGGAGUUUGCCAUGACCAUGCUGGACAUUUCGACGGGCCUCCUGAAGAAGCUGCCGGAGAAGCCGUCGAUGAGCCGCAGCGGCAGCCUGGCGGAUAUGUCAGCGCCGUCGAUGCCGUCGUCAUUCCCGAAUUCCUUUGUUGGCUCCUUUGCCGGCGGCAGCAUGCUCGGUCGGUUCAGCAACAUACCCAGCGCCGAUGUCAGCAGCGUGCAGAGCCCACGCAGCGCAGACUACUCGAGCGACGACGACAUGGAGGACAGCUAUGCGACGCCGGUGUGAUGGGACCCCAUGACGAGUAUGGAGCGGCUUUGGAUCUUUGCGGGAGACGGAUAGAGGACGGGGGUGUCAUUUGGAUUUUUGGCGGGAUACACGGGUGUUCGCAGGAACGGAGAGGCGAAGAAGGGGAGAGAGCGUAAAGCCCAAGGGCCGCUGGGGUUAGGGCGCAACGGGGGGCAAAAGACAGGAUGGAGAGAUUGGCACAUGAACGAAUGUCGAAAUGAAAUGGCGUCACUGUUGUUGCGCUGCGCUGCGCAGGACGCAUGAUUGCACCAUCAACUCGCCAACAGCCUUCCUCUUCCAGCGACGCCAGCGUCUCGCUAUGCCGGCUGAUCGUGUACUGUACGGAGUGCAUUGUUAUGUGCCCGUCACUGAGCUCGCAACGCUAUGCGACUGGAAAGCCGAUGGAGCGGUCGAAAGCCUUAAGACCUGAAAGUAGUAAA